Glarea lozoyensis ATCC 20868 is the source of this 1884-nucleotide messenger RNA. Its product is annotated as Amidase signature (AS) enzyme. The transcript has 3 exons. Lineage: Eukaryota; Fungi; Ascomycota; Leotiomycetes; Helotiales; Helotiaceae. The record is from RefSeq and is a predicted model, not a curated record. The coding region runs from base 1 to 1884 and encodes 627 amino acids.
AUGAGAUUCUCCCUCCUCACCCUCCCCAUUCUCGGAGUGACCUGUCUCAACGAUGCAUUCGACACCCGUGAAGCCACCAUCUCAGGCGUCCACACCGCCCUCUUCACCGGCCUCUCCACCUGCACAGAAAUAAUCUCCUCCUUCAUCUCCCGCAUCGAUACCUACAAUCCCACAAUCAACGCCAUCAUCUCACUUAACCCCUCUGCCCUGUCCCUCGCCGCUGAGUUGGACGCUCGUCUCGCGGCCGGAAACGCAACAGGCUCGCUCUUCUGCAUCCCGAUAUUACUUAAAGAUAAUUACGAUGCGGUAGGCAUGAACACCACAGCCGGGUGUUUAGACCUCGCUGGAAAUCAACCGACCAAAGAUGCACCGGCUGUGAAGGCGUUCAAAGAUGCUGGUGCUAUUAUCCUUGGGAAGGCGAAUUUGCAUGAGCUUGCUUUGGAGGGCAUUUCGGUGUCGAGUCUGGGUGGGCAGACGAUUAAUCCGUAUGAUCAUACCAGGACGCCUGGUGGGUCCUCUGGUGGGACGGGGGCUUCUAUUGCUGCUUCAUUUGCGGUUUUCGGGACAGGUACCGAUACUGUGAAUUCGUUGAGAAGUCCCGCUUCGGCCAAUAGUUUGUUCAGUGUACGUCCGACACGAGGGUUGAUUUCUAGAGCUGGUGUUGUGCCGAUUUCCUAUACGCAAGAUGUUAUUGGUCCUAUUGCUAGGAAUGUGAAGGAUUUGGCGGUGGCACUUACGGUUAUGGCGAAUGUGGGAUAUGAUGCUGCUGAUAACACAACAGCUUUCAUCCCUGAUUCCGUGAAGGGUGUGGAUUAUUCUGCUUCAUUGUAUGGUGCUAGUCUUCAAGGUCUUCGCAUCGGGGUAUUGGAAGGAUUCUUCAACCAGACGAAUUCGAGUGAGACGACACCUGUGAAUACCGCUAUGGCGGAUAUGAUAUCAGUUCUCCGAAACGCAGGAGCAACUACCAUCUCCAUCAACGAAACAGUCUACAACGCCACAGCGAUAGGCGCACUUGACGUUCAAAGAGCUGAAUAUCGAGAGCUCCUAGAUGCGUACCUAGCUUCAUCCUCAGGAGUCCAUCCUGCAACAAUGACAGAACUGUACACCAACAGCACCAAUUUCCUCGUCCUCCCAAGCCAAUACAGCUACGUCAACACCGCUCUAGUUUCCUCGACAAGCAACACCAGUUACGCCGCAACCCAACUUCUCAUCCGCAACCUCACCACCACUCUCGCCUCAACCUUCACAACUAACAAUCUCGACGCCAUAAUCUACCCGGAGCAAAAGAACCUCGUCGUGAAACUUGGUUCGCCGUCACAGUCUGGACGAAAUGGUAUUUUAGCAGCCCUGACAGGGAGUCCGGUCGUCACUAUACCCGCGGGCUUCUCGGCGCCGUCGACAGAUGCACCGAUCGGUGUCCCAAUUGGCAUGGAGAUUCUAGGACGGCCGUGGAGUGAAGAAAUGUUAUUGGGCAUUGCGAGUCAGUUGAGCGGGUUGAGACAUGUGAGGAGGAUGCCAGUUUUUGCGAACCAGUCGGUGGAAACGAGGGUGUAUAGUGAAGUGCCCAAGAUUAUGCCGCUGGCUAAUAUACCAAGCUGUGUUGUCGGCGGGGAUGCACGCGCUGUUGCUGUUGAAGCUGCCGUCCCAGACGACGCGGCAGUCGCUGCAGGAGGAGGUGCGACAGGCUUGGACUUUGGCGUAGGCGCGCUUGAGGAGGGGGGAAGUGGAAGAGGUAAGGUCGGCAGCGGCCAUGGCGGAGGAGAUGGAGGCGGCGAGGGCGGGGGACGGGAUAUAUGCGUUUUCUGGGGAGCGGAGGAGGACUGUGAUGGCGGGGGUGGAUUGGGGGAGGGCCGUGGUGAAGGCGAGGAGGAGGGUGAGGGUUAG